Molecule: messenger RNA, 708 nt
Organism: Echinostoma caproni
Lineage: Eukaryota; Metazoa; Platyhelminthes; Trematoda; Plagiorchiida; Echinostomatidae
Source: the annotation of a GenBank genome assembly
AUGUUAGACAGUGAUCACGUACUCUGGCUCAAGCCGGGUAGGGCUUCCACCCGAAUUCUUCUGAAGUUGCUAUACUCGAGUGGUCAGCUGCCUGCCAGUGCGAAACCAUACAAAGUUGUGAUUUUGAAGGAAUGCGCUGAAGAUGAACAUCGAGAUCUGAACUACGAUCUUUUUCAAGUAGCCAUUUUGACAGAACGUGAAACACGUCGGAUCAAAACAUGCUACGAGCGACUUGUCCCGACACUACGUCUUGCAAUUCUGCAUCAUCCGAUAGAUGAGAAAAAAGAAGGACUGAAACACAAAUUGCGGAACUAUUGCGAAGAGUUUAUCGAAUUGGUCGAUCAUCGUAUUGCACCACAUUUCUGGGUCGCUGCCCCCAUCAAAGGUCAUUUUCUUCGAUUGAAGGCAGACUAUUUGCGCUAUCUGUUUGAGAUUCAUCCGAAAUGCGGUGCCUAUCAGGUUCGUGCGCACAACGCAUACACAGAGGCGAAAGCGUUUUUCACGCACAGUCACAUGACCAAAACUGUGGAAUGGUUUCGCCUGCGACUUAAUUAUGCCGCCUUACUCUAUCUCGAUGGAUUUCCCACAGCGGCCAUGUUUAUUUGUCAACAAUUAUUGAAAUCGAACAAGAAUAAACUGAUGGACCAGACAAUGGAACAACGAAUUCGUCGAAAUGUGGAAUUCUUUAAACGUGCUUGUUUGGGUUGA